AUGAAUAACGAGGGAAACAAUUAUGAUGAAGAGGGGAGGUUCAAUCCUCUAAUGGAUGGGGGGGAACAACAAUAUCCACCCGCUCCUCCAUUAGGGAAUCUUCAUGGGAUAACGGCGGACCAAAUUAAACUUCGGAUGUUUCCUUUUUCCUUGAGGGACAAGGCUAGCAUUUGGUUGCAUUCUCUACCUAAUGAGUCCAUUCACAAUUGGAGGGAGUUGGCUCAAGCCUUCCUUAACAAAUAUUUCCCUCAUGGCAAGACUACAAAGUUGACUAAAGACAUACUUGAGUUUGUCCAAUUUGAAGGAGAAUCACUUCAUGAAGCAUGGGAGCGGUUCAAAGAUUUACAACGAAGUGUACCACAUCAUCGGCUCAAUAGAGAGCAUGUUAUACAAAUCUUCUAUGAUGGGACGAAUGUCACUACCCGAGCUACUAUCGAUGCGGCUUCGGGGGGGUCACUCAUGCAAAAGACCUAUGAGGAAGCCCUUGAAUUGGUGGAGAAAUUGGCCGUGGUUAGUAGUACUUGGGGUCCUAUGGAAAGAAGAGCGCCACCUACUCAAAAGUCACUCAUGACUCUUGAUCAAGUGAGGGAGAUGGAGUCCAUCAAAGCCGCAAAUGCUUCGCUUCAAGCUCAAGUGGAUGCUCUCAAGAAACAAGUCGCUCCGAUGCAAAGAAACGCUCCGGUGGCUUAUGUGCAAGUAGGUUGUGAAUUUUGUGGUGAUUUUGGCCAUUCGGGAGGAGAAUGCCUAGUUACGGGUCAAGCCUUGAGUGAGCAAGUCAACUACAUAGGGGGACAAAGCUUCCAAGGUGGAAAUAGACCUCCCCAACAACAAGGGAAUUACCAUCACAAUCAAGGUCAUGGCAACAAUGCGGGUGCUAGACCUCAACAUCCUCCCGGGUUUCAACCUCAAAGAAACAUGGAUGAAGGGAAUAUGCUUGCUAAGUUGAUGGAUGAGCUUAGAGAGAUGAAGCAACUUCAAAAGAAUCAAGCCGCCACUAAUCAAAUGCUUGAGACUCAAAUCUCUCAACUUGCUAUCAAUCUUCAAGUUCAAUAA
Mercurialis annua (annual mercury) is the source of this 1053-nucleotide messenger RNA. RefSeq lists its product as uncharacterized. The transcript has 4 exons. The record is from RefSeq and is a predicted model, not a curated record. Bases 1 to 1053 code for a protein of 350 amino acids. Lineage: Eukaryota; Viridiplantae; Streptophyta; Magnoliopsida; Malpighiales; Euphorbiaceae.